GUCCCGGCGGGUGGAGGGAGGCGCGGAGGCGGCGCAGCGGCCAGUGCCCCGAGAGCCCGCCGUGUCCGCCGCCGGCCCGGCGGCCAGUCUUUCCCGCGCGAGCCGCCGCCGCCCUCCCCGAGAGUCCGGGCCGUGGCCCCGAGGCGCGGCGGGCGGAGCGGCCUCCCGGGGACGCCGCGGGGCGAGAGGAAGGUGCCCGCGCCUUUGCCUUCGUCGUGGCCCAGCGCACGGGCGGAGCGAUGAGGGGCGGCGAGCGGGCGGCGGGCGCGCUGCGGCCCCGCGGGCGGCUCUGGCCGGUGCUGGCCGUGCUGGCGGCCGCCGCGGCGGGCUGCGCCCGGGCAGCCAUGGACGAGUGCACGGACGAGGGCGGGCGGCCGCAGCGCUGCAUGCCCGAGUUCGUCAACGCCGCCUUCAACGUGACCGUGGUGGCCACCAACACGUGCGGGACUCCGCCCGAGGAGUACUGCGUGCAGACCGGGGUGACCGGGGUCACCAAGUCCUGUCACCUGUGCGACGCCGGGCAGCCCCACCUGCAGCACGGGGCAGCCUUCUUGACCGACUACAACAACCAGGCCGACACCACCUGGUGGCAAAGCCAGACCAUGCUGGCCGGGGUGCAGUACCCCAACUCCAUCAACCUCACGCUGCACCUGGGAAAAGCAUUUGACAUCACCUACGUGCGCCUCAAGUUCCACACCAGCCGCCCCGAGAGCUUCGCCAUUUACAAGCGCACCCGGGAGGAUGGGCCCUGGACCCCAUACCAGUACUACAGUGGCUCCUGCGAGAACACCUACUUCAAGGCCAACCGAGGCUUCAUCCGGACAGGAGGGGACGAGCAGCAGGCCUUGUGCACAGACGAGUUCAGCGACAUUUCCCCGCUCACUGGGGGCAACGUAGCCUUUUCCACCCUGGAAGGAAGGCCCAGUGCCUACAACUUUGACAACAGCCCCGUCCUGCAGGAAUGGGUAACUGCCACUGACAUCAGGGUCACUCUGAAUCGCUUGAACACCUUUGGAGACGAAGUGUUUAAUGACCCGAAGGUCCUCAAGUCCUAUUAUUAUGCAAUCUCUGAUUUUGCUGUGGGUGGUAGAUGUAAAUGUAACGGGCAUGCAAGUGAGUGUGUGAAGAAUGAAUUUGGCAAGCUGGCAUGUAACUGCAAGCACAAUACUUACGGGGUAGACUGUGAGAAGUGUCUUCCUUUCUUCAAUGACCGGCCAUGGAGGAGGGCAACUGCAGAGAGCGCCAGCGAAUGCCAACCCUGCGACUGCAAUGGGCGAUCACAGGAAUGCUACUUUGACCCUGAGCUGUAUCGUUCCACUGGCCACGGGGGCCACUGCACCAACUGUCAGGGUAACACAGAUGGUGCCAACUGUGAGAGGUGCCGGGAGAAUUUCUUCCGCCUUGGAAACCAUGAAGCCUGCUCUCCGUGCCACUGUAGUCCUGUGGGUUCUCUGAGCACACAGUGUGAUAGCUACGGCAGAUGCAGCUGUAAGCCAGGAGUGAUGGGUGAUAAGUGCGACCGCUGCCAGCCUGGGUACCAUUCUCUCACUGAGGCAGGAUGCAGACCUUGCGCUUGUGAUCCUUCUGGCAGCACUGAUGAAUGUAAUGUUGAAACAGGAAGAUGUGUUUGCAAAGACAAUGUGGAAGGCUUCAAUUGUGAGAGAUGCAAACCUGGAUUUUUUAAUCUGGAAUCAUCAAAUCCAAGGGGUUGCACACCCUGCUUCUGCUUUGGGCAUUCGUCUGUCUGUACAAAUGCUGUGGGCUACAGCACUUAUUCUAUAACCUCUAACUUUCAGAUUGAUGAGGAUGGGUGGCAUGCAGAACAGAGGGAUGGUUCUGAAGCAUUACUUGAGUGGUCUGCAGAGAGGCAAGAUAUCUCUGUCAUCUCAGAUAGCUACUUUCCUAGGUACUUCAUUGCUCCUGCAAAGUUCUUGGGCAAACAGGUGCUGAGUUAUGGGCAGAACUUCUCCUUCUCCUUUCGAGUGGACAGGCGAGACACUCGCCUCUCUGCAGAAGAUGUGGUGCUUGAAGGAGCUGGCCUGAGAGUGUCUGUGCCCUUGAUCGCUCAGAGCAACUCCUACCCUAGCGAGACUACAGUGAAAUACAUCUUCAGGCUCCAUGAAGCAACAGAUUACCCUUGGAGGCCUGCUCUUACCCCUUUUGAGUUUCAGAAGCUCCUAAACAAUUUGACCUCUAUCAAGAUCCGUGGGACAUAUAGUGAAAGAAGUGCUGGAUAUUUGGAUGAUGUCACCCUGGCGAGUGCUCGUCCUGGGCCUGGGGUCCCUGCCACGUGGGUGGAGUCCUGCACCUGUCCUGUGGGCUAUGGAGGGCAGUUUUGUGAGAUGUGCCUCUCCGGUUAUAGAAGAGAAACCCCAAGUCUCGGACCAUACAGUCCGUGCGUGCUCUGUACCUGCAAUGGGCACAGUGAGACCUGUGACCCCGAGACAGGUGUUUGUAACUGCAGAGACAACACAGAUGGCCCCCACUGUGAGAAGUGCAGCGAUGGGUUCUAUGGAGAUUCAACCGUGGGCACUUCCUCUGAUUGCCAGCCCUGCCCGUGUCCUGGGGGCUCGAGCUGUGCUGUUGUGCCUAAGACUAAGGAGGUGGUGUGCACCAAUUGUCCUACUGGCACCACAGGUAAGAGAUGUGAGCUCUGUGAUGAUGGCUACUUUGGAGACCCUCUGGGCAGAAAUGGCCCAGUGAGGCUGUGCCGCCUGUGCCAGUGCAAUGGCAACAUCGACCCCAAUGCCGUGGGAAAUUGCAACCGCUUGACAGGAGAAUGCCUGAAGUGCAUCUAUAACACUGCUGGCUUCUAUUGUGACCGAUGCAAAGAUGGAUUUUUUGGAAAUCCCCUGGCUCUCAAUCCAGCUGACAAAUGCAAAGCCUGCAGCUGCAACCCUUAUGGGACCGUAAGGCAGCAGAGUGGCUGUAACCCCGUGACCGGGCAGUGUGAAUGUCAACCUCACGUGAGUGGCCGGGACUGUGGGGCCUGUGACCCUGGCUACUACAACCUGCAGAGCGGGCAAGGCUGCGAGAGGUGUGACUGCCACGCUUUGGGUUCCACCAAUGGGCAGUGUGACAUCCGCACUGGCCAGUGUGAGUGCCAGCCUGGCAUCACGGGACAGCAGUGUGAGCGCUGUGAGGUCAACCACUUUGGGUUCGGACCUGAAGGCUGCAAACCCUGUGACUGUCACCCUGAGGGGUCUCUUUCGCUCCAGUGCAAGGAUGAUGGUCGUUGUGAAUGCAAAGAAGGCUUUGUGGGAAAUCGCUGUGACCAGUGUGAAGAGAACUAUUUCUACAAUCGGUCUUGGCCUGGAUGCCAGGAAUGUCCAGCCUGUUACCGACUGGUAAAGGACAAGGUUGCUGAUCAUCGAGCGAAACUCCAGGAAUUAGAGAAUCUCAUAGCAAACCUUGGAACUGGGGAUGAGGCGGUGACGGAUCAAGCCUUUGAGGAUAGACUCAAACAAGCAGAGAGAGAGGCUAUGAACCUCCUUCUUGAGGCCCAGGAUGUCAAAGAUGUGGACCAGAAUUUGAUGGAUCGCCUCCAGAGAGUAAAUAACACCCUUUCCAGCCAAAUUAGCCGUUUACAGAAUAUCCGGAAUACCGUUGAGGAGACUGGAAACUUGGCUGAACAAGCACGUUCCCGGGUAGAGAGCACAGAGCAGUUGAUUGAAAUCGCAUCCAGAGAACUUGAAAAAGCAAAGAUGGCCGUUGCCAACGUGUCAAUUAUUCAGCCAGAGUCUACAGGAGACCCAAACAACAUGACUCUUUUGGCAGAAGAAGCGCGAAGGCUGGCUGAACGCCAUAAGCAAGAAGCUGAUGAUAUUGUACGAGUUGCAAAGACUGCCAAUGAUACAUCAACUGAAGCAUAUAAUCUGCUUUUGAAGACACUGGCAGGAGAAAAUCAAACAGCAUUGGAGAUUGAAGAGCUUAAUAGAAAGUAUGAGCAAGCAAAGAACAUCUCACAAGACCUGGAGAAGCAAGCUGCCCGAAUCCAUGAGGAAGCCAAGAAGGCUGGUGACAAAGCUGUGGAGAUCUAUGCCAGUGUGGCCCAGCUCACCCCUGUGGACUCAGAAGCUCUGGAGAAUGAAGCCAAUAAAAUAAAGAAGGAAGCUGAGGAUCUGGACCGACUCAUUGAGCAGAAGUUGAAAGAUUAUGAGGACCUCAGAGAGGACAUGAGAGGAAAGGAACUGGAAGUAAAGAACCUUCUGGAGAAAGGAAAGACGGAACAACAGACUGCAGACCAACUUCUAGCACGAGCUGAUGCCGCCAAAGCUCUUGCUGAAGAAGCUGCUAAAAAGGGACGAAAUACCUUACAGGAAGCUAAUGACAUUCUCAACAACCUGAAAGAUUUUGAUAGGAGAGUCAAUGACAAUAAGACGGCCGCAGAGGAGGCUCUAAAGAGAAUCCCUGCCAUCAACCAGACCAUCAUUGAAGCCAACGAAAAGACUAGGGAAGCUCAGCUGGCGCUGGGCAAUGCUGCUGCUGAUGCCACCGAGGCGAAAGACAAGGCCCACGAGGCUGAGAAGAUUGCCAGCGCUGUCCAGAAGAAUGCUACCACCACCAAGGCAGAAGCUGAAAGGACUUUUGCAGAAGUUACAGACCUGGAUAAUGAUGUGAACAAUAUGUUGAAACAACUACAAGAAGCAGAAAAUGAGCUGAAGAGAAAGCAAGAGGAUGCCGACCAGGACAUGAUGAUGGCAGGGAUGGCUUCCCAGGCUGCUCAGGAAGCCGAGAUCAAUGCCAGGAAGGCCAAAAACUCCGUCAACAGCCUCCUCCAGCAAAUCAAUGACCUCUUGGAGAAGCUGGGGCAGCUGGACACAGUGGACCUGAACAAGCUAAAUGAGAUCGAGGGGACCCUGAACAGAGCCAAAGAUGAAAUGAAAGUCAGUGAUCUAGACAGAAAAGUGUCUGACCUGGAGAAUGAAGCCAAGAAGCAGGAGGCUGCCAUCAUGGACUAUAACCGAGACAUUGAGGAGAUUAGGAAGGACAUUAAGAACUUGGAAGACAUCAAGAAGACCUUACCAUCUGGCUGCUUCAACACCCCGUCCAUCGAGAAGCCCUAGCAUCUCCCCUUAGGGCUGGAAGACAGCAUCCCCCGACGGGGAGCCGGUGUGAGGACAUGCAGUGCCUUCACACAAAGAUUACAUUUUUCAGACCCCCACUUCUCUGCUGCUCUCCAUCACUGUCUUUUUGAACCAGGAAAAGUCACAAAGUUUAAAGAGAAGCAAUUAAACAUCAUGAAUCAGGAACAAAGGGUUUUAUCUAGUAAAGUCUCUUUCCACUCUCAUUGCUCCCUUGCUGACACUCUACCCACUGAGGUGUGUGAGGACGUGGCCCCUCUGUUACUGUCUGGUGGCGUAAAUGCUUCGUGGGAACCAUGCUGUGCCAGGGCUGAGCUCAUUGUCCUCCCUUCUCCUUGACACCCGACAGAACCUCCUCAGUCUCAAUACUCUUGUUUCUAUGAAGGAAAAAUCUGGCUACUAGUAGUAGCGCUGUGAUGGCCAGUAUGUCUAGUCCACAGAGAAAACACACCUGCUCCUCCUGCCCCUCCUUUUAAGCAAAAGGAAAUCAACAUCCUGUACCAAAGUAUUGGUCAGUGGGUCAAGAGCCACCACAGUUGUAGCUCUCCCGAGCAUAGGACCCCAGCUGUCCCCCGGGGAGGACGCCAUUAUUCCGAUGGUCUCCGGGAGAGCAUGGGAACACAGAACGUGCUGACCUGUUCUCACGUGUUAACCAUUGACUAGGAAGAUAUGCUUUUUUCAGACCUUGGGAAGCUGAUCCUUUAAAUCCACAUGGGCAGCUUGCACACACAGAUAGACAUCUUUUGAUUUCCUUAUGAAUACAGGGAUAUGAUAACCACUAACUUUUUUUUUUUUGCAAUAUCAUCUAAUUUUUAGGGCUUUUUUAGUAUGUUAGUCUUAGAACUAGAGCUAUCUGGCAGAGAACAGUUGGUCCCUGAGAUCUUGACAAACACAACAAAAGAAGUCUUUUCUAGCAAAGGGAUGAAACUUAGAUACAACUUAUAUUGUAGGUGCCCAGACCUGUUUUUCUUCCUUUGGGGAGAGAUGAAACAUUUCACCCUUAACCUAAUUUUCUUCUGAUGGUCCCAGCUUCUAGAAGCCCUCAAAACACGUUGUUUGCCAAAUCCUGGUGGCAAAUACUUGCACUCAGUAUUUCACACAGCUGCCUAAACCAUCUAGUUCCUGUACUUUGUGAUUUAAACCCACUCCUACCCUUCCCUCUGAGAGCAGAGGGAAGACCCUGACAUGGGAUUUCCUAGUGGGCUUCUCCACUUCUGAUCCUCAGCUCUGUGGUCUUUUAGGAUCACAGUGUGACAAUUCCCUGCUACACAACCCCUCCUCCUACCCACCUGCCUUGAGAUUCACAUAUAGCCUUUAACACCAUGCAACUUUGUACUUUGCAUAGCCGGGGGGGAAAGAAACUAUUAUCUGACACACUGGUGCUAUUAAUUAUUUCAAAUUUAUAUUUUUGUGUGAAUGUUUUUUUUUGUUUGUUUAUCAUGAUUAUAGAGUAAGGAAUUUAUGUAAAUAUCCUUGUUCCUGUUUCUAGAAUGGCACUGUUCACUCUGCACUCCAUUUUCCCUCUUCACUGGCACGAUGUGACUGUAUACCUCCUUCCCUACCGUCUGCAGUUCCUUGGAUUGUACGUUCCCCGUCACCAUACUCUCUGCCUUAUGUUUGCGCACAUCCAUCCUUUAAUAUCAGUACCAACCUGCUUUCCUUCACACAGAGCUGCUCAAAAGAGGCGCCUUGAGCCUCUUCCAUCAGUCCUGGUGGCCCUGACCUGCAGCACCACAAGGUCCUUGAUGCCAGCUCCAGAGCAGGGCCGCCCGGUUGGUAGGAUGUGGUAGAAGAAGGAAACUUUGCUGAAGGGGCUCUGAACACAAUGUGGGUCUAACCAGAGAUGAGCUAGAAAUGCCCUUUCUGGCAAUAGUUUGAGCCAGGUGCAUCAGUGUUAUAAGGAGUGCGUCCUUACUGGGCACUUGCAGAGUGUCAGGGGCUGUGCAACAGGAAAGUGGGUGCAGAGAGGCCCUGUAACUGACUCCUCCCUUCCAUCUCUUCUCUGUAGACCAGCGUUGACUGCAGACAUGGACUUAGCAUGCCCCUGAGCAGUACCUCCGCUGCUUCUCUCAGGCCUCUCCUGUUAGGGCAGGAGGAACGGCUCUUUCUUGCCAAGUCUUCACAUCAGUGUUUCCUAACUAGUUUUUCUUGUUAAGAGGCCCCAUUCUAUCAGACAUUUUGGUCAAGUUUGCAGGAAAGACUGCAGAUAGACUUCCAGGGUGGUUUCCAUCUAACCUAUGGGUAAGGUUCACUCUUCUGAAUCGUAGGCCAUGGUGAAAUUUGUUUCUGUGUUUUUGGCUUUUCUCCUCCAUUUGUGUGGUAUAUUUUUAAACAGAAUUUUAUUUUUAAAGUGAAAGUUCUUUAUAAGACGAUACCUUAAUUAUACUCCUGCAAUAUAGCCAUUAUUUUAUUGUAUAGUUUCAGUUAUCUGUAUUUUAUGUAAUAAAAUGGACAGGGUGGCUGCUGCAGAAUGUUGGGUGUCGCCGGGAAUGUAGACAGCUGUUUCUCGGAAUUCUUCUUUAUAAUUCCACUGUGGCCCUUUUAUAUGUGCCUUCACUUUAGCUGUUUGCCUUAAUCUUUACAGUCUUGCUCUCCUGGGUGGUGAAGAAAAUGCAACAUUUGGCAUUUUUGAUGUUAAAAAAAACAGUAUUUUAUUUAUAAUAAAAUCUGAAUAUUUGUAACCCUUUA
This is a messenger RNA of Talpa occidentalis (Iberian mole), 7772 nucleotides long. It is a transcript of the gene LAMC1, whose product is annotated as laminin subunit gamma 1. The record is from RefSeq and is a predicted model, not a curated record. Gene Ontology annotation, molecular function: extracellular matrix structural constituent. NCBI's taxonomy places the organism in Eukaryota, Metazoa, Chordata, Mammalia, Eulipotyphla, Talpidae. The coding region runs from base 240 to 5066 and encodes 1608 amino acids. The transcript is spliced from 28 exons.